AUGCAGUGCCAUGCGAUCCCCGCCCCUGAGGGAGAAGUCACCGAUGCCGUACGAAAGUUGCGCAACAAUAAGGCACCCGGAGAGGACGGUAUACCAGCUGAAAUCUUCAAGUCUUGUGUCGACGCUCUGGCGCCCUGGCUCCAUGAGCUGACUGAACGAGCGUGGAGAGACAAGGUUGUUCCUGAUGACUGGGGCUUAGGCAUCCUUGUACUUAUCCUCAAGAAGGGAGAUAAGACGAGAUGCGAGAACUACCGCGGCAUAAGUUUCAUCAACGUUACUGCGAAGAUCUUCGCUUUUGUCCUACUCAGGCGAUUCCAGGCUGUGCGUGACUCAAGGACGAGGCCCAACCGAGCCGGAUUCCGUGCUGGACGUGGAUGCGCAGACCAGAUAUUCAUACUGAGGCGCAUUCUCGAAUUUCGCCAUAGCUACCAACAACCGACGGCCGUCUUCUUCAUUGACUUUGCCGUCGCGUUCGAUUCCGUUCACCGUGAGUCCCUGUGGCGGAUAAUGGCGCUAGAUGGUGUACCGGAAAAAAUUAUCGCCAUGAUCAAGGCCUAUUAUCGCUCCACUACUGCCAGAGUCCUGGUCCGCAACAAUCUUUCCCAACCGUUCGGUAUUCGGUCUGGCGUUCGACAGGGUUGUAUCCUGUCACCCAUACUGUUCAACUACGCUAUUGACUGGAUCCUCGGGGGGGCCCUACUCGAGAGUAACGGCGUUAAGUUUACACCCGGACACCAACUGACUGAUCUCGACUAUGCCGAUGAUAUCGCCUUACUUGCUUCAAUUUUUGAUGAUCUGCAGUCAAUAGUGUCACGGGUGAACGAGGUCACUAAAUCGGUCGGUUUAUCCAUAAACGCUGGGAAGACCAAAGUGUUCUCAAGCUGUAUCCCUGACCAGGAGAAGGCACCCCUCGGGAUUGAUGGCUGUCAACAUGAAGAAGUGGAUAGUUUCAAAUACCUCGGGGCGCGGCUGCUGCCGAAUGGACAGAGUCAGGACGACAUUGCCUCCCGAAUCGAUGCUGCCCAACGGGUCUUCUCAGGCCUUAGGCAAUACCUGUGGAUCUGA
Messenger RNA from Spirometra erinaceieuropaei, 1065 nucleotides. NCBI's taxonomy places the organism in Eukaryota, Metazoa, Platyhelminthes, Cestoda, Diphyllobothriidea, Diphyllobothriidae. The record is from the annotation of a GenBank genome assembly.